Molecule: messenger RNA, 9088 nt
Organism: Dendronephthya gigantea
Lineage: Eukaryota; Metazoa; Cnidaria; Anthozoa; Malacalcyonacea; Nephtheidae
Exons: 48
Coding region: 187-8487 (2766 amino acids)
Source: RefSeq, a predicted model, not a curated record
CAUUGUCGCUACAACAAAGAUUAGUUAACCAAUGAUAUUCGAUUUAUCGUGCGGAUAUUAAUUAUUAACACCGGUUAAUAUCCUGCGGGCACUUCAACGAAGCAAUCUUCUUGGCAACUGUCUCUCAUGCAACCGGACAAAAUUUUGAAAAAAUAGAGUUCCUUGACUUGAAAAAGAGUCGCAGAAAUGGGCUGGUUCUUGAGCCCGACGUUUCUGCUAAUUCUUGUUUGUGUCUAUGACGCCUGGGUGUUUUCCUUACAAAAUUGUAAAGACGGAGAGAUGUUCUGUAAAGUUAUUCGCGGAUGUACAACUAAAAAAAAAUGCGACGUAGCAUUGGCAGAUUUAGAACAAAAGAAAAAGGAUUGUGUAGCGAAAAGUCUGAUAUUUUGUGAAGCAUUGAAAAAUUGUACAACAGCUGAGAAAUGCGCGGAGGGGGUUCCAACGUCACAACGACCAAGUCAACCACGUCAUAAUCAGUGUCAAAAUGGAGAGAUGUUUUGCAAGGCAACUGGAGGAUGUACAACUCAGGAGAAAUGUUUUGGCCCAACUCUUCGUCCGUCUGGAACACCUCCGAGCUGUGAAACCGGCCAAAUCUUCUGUCCCAUGAAUAAAUCUUGUACUUCGAAAGAGAUGUGCGAUAAAGCUUGUCCAGAUGGCCAGAUGUUCUGUAAAGUUAUUCGCGGUUGUACAACUAAACAAAAAUGCGACGCAGCAUUGGCAGAUUUGGAACAAAAGAAAAAGGAUUGUGAAAAGAAAAGUCUCAUCUAUUGCCCUCUCUACAAAAAUUGUUCAGCCCCAAAGAAUUGUCGAGAAGGCUCUUGGGACGAUAUACAUCCUUAUUGUGGAGAUGACCAGAUCUUCUGUCCUAUGAAUAAAUCUUGUACUACGAAAGAGAUGUGCGAUAAAGCUUGUCCAGAUGGCCAGAUAUUUUGCAAAGUUAUUCGCGGAUGUACAACUAAACAAAAAUGCGACGCAGAAUUGGCAGAUUUGGAACAAAAGAAAAAGGAUUGUGAAAAGAAAAGUCUCAUCUAUUGCCCCCUCUACAAAAAUUGUUCAGCCCCAAAGAAUUGUCGAGAAGGCUCUUGGGACGAUAUACGUCCUUAUUGUGGAGAUGACCAGAUCUUCUGUCCCAUGAAUAAAUCUUGUACUACGAAAGAGAUGUGCGAUAAAGCUUGUCCAGAUGGCCAGAUAUUUUGCAAAGUUAUUCGCGGUUGUACAACUAAACAAAAAUGCGACGCAGCAUUGGCAGAUUUAGAACAAAAGAAAAAGGAUUGUGAAAAGAAAAAUCUCAUCUAUUGCCUCCUCUACAAAAAUUGUUCAGCCCCAAAGAAUUGUCGAGAAGUCCCUUGGUACGAUAUACGUCCUGAUUGUGGAGAUGACCAGAAAAGAUGCAAAGACAAAUGUAUUGAGAUAAAAGAAAAAUGUGAUUGUGGGGAGAAUAUGACUUAUUGUGAUUCAAAAGAAAGAUGUAUGCCAAAAUGGAAGUUGAAAGACAGAUUUGAAUGUCCACCUGUGUGUCGUGGGAAAGCGGAGCGUUACUGUCCGUUCUCAGAAAAAUGUAUUGGAAGAGACGAGUUAUGCAAAUGUCCAGACGACAAACCAGUCGCUUGUGGAGUACUGAAAACAUGCAUUAAUAGCACAGAAACAUGCCCUUGUCCUAAAGACCACACCUUCUGUAAAAAUAUCUGGGGAUGUUUACCAAAGGGAGAGAAAUGUCCUUUAUGUGAGAAAGGAGAGAAAUACUGUCUUUUCCGUGAUCGUUGUAUUUCUGGUGAAAAAGAUUGUGGAUGCCCGGCAGACACUAAAUUCUGUCCAUUUCGACGCGAUCCUAAGAUGCCAGCUUGCGCAAACAUUACCGUUGAUGAAGACGCAUGUGACUGUUCGGAUACCAAGAAAAAAUGUUUGACUCAAAUGCGAUGUAUUGACAAAGACGAGACAUGCGCGUGUCCAGAAGGUCAAGAAUAUUGUCCAAGGAAUGGAGAAUGUGCAGCUGGAGGUUGCCGCAAAGAUGAUUGUUCUGAAGAUGAGAUAUUUUGCAAGGCGACUGGAGAAUGUACAACGCGGGAGAAAUGUCCUGGUCCUCCAACCCUUCGUCCGUCUGGACCACCCCCGAACUGUAAAAAAGGCGAAAUAUUUUGCAAAGCAUUAAGAGUUUGUACAACAGCUAAGAAAUGCGCAAAUGAAGGUCCGUUAACACGUCAACCCAGUUUAUCGAGUGAUCCGUGUCCAAAAGGAGAGGCGUCUUGCGUGCCAAAAUCUUCAAAACGUCCCCCGAUCUCUAAGAAACCUCUCCCGAUCUCUAGAAAACCUCUCCCGAUCUCUAUAAAACCUCUCCCGAUCUCUAGAAAACCUCUCCCGAUCUCUAUAAAACCUCUCCCGAUCUCUGAAAAACCUCUUCCGAUCUCUAAAAAACCUCCCAAAGACAAAAAUAAUUACUUCUUUCUUGGUACCAUACAUGGCAACAUUGCUGAAGAGCAUAAUCGUGGUUUUGUCCUUGGAGAGCGUCUGAAAUUUAAGGAGGCUUUAUUUGAAGGAACACUAGGUAAUGUCGAUGGUCGUUGGCAGAUGAAGAAGAGUACCGUAGGAAGUCGUGCAAAAGCAACCUGGAGUUCUGUUAAGAAAGGAGUCAAGAUCUCUCUAAGAGACAGCAUCAGGUUUCUUCCGGCCAACUUUUCAGUUCAUGGUUUUGAAGGUGUGGAAGUGAAAAUUAACGAUCAAUCAAAAUACUUUGGUAUAAUAAUCCUCCCCUGCAUUGUUCCAAAACUUCAAGUGAAGAAAGAAUUAUCAGCGACGGAGGAAGAGCUUUUGAAAUUCAAUUUUGAUGAUGUUUUUUCUGUCACUCGAAAGCCACUCAAAAAUCUUGUAUCAAACCUUGUUGAUGAAUACAACGAGUUUGUGCCUAAUAAAACACUUGAUGAAUACGCCAAGAUGUUGAAAGCUUCCUCUGUUGGCUCAAACCUCGGCAUUAUGGUCAUGUUGAAUAGUAAACAUAUGUUAAUGGAACAGAAAGAGGAACUUGAUAAAGACGGGUUUUCUGAUAAACGACUACUACCAAUAUUUCCAAAGAGAUUUGAUGUUGGAAGUAAGCUGGCGUUUCGACCUGCAAAAGAUGAAACUGGUAUAGUCAAAAUCAUUGUCUUCCCUGUUGAUUUACCGCCAGAGAGCAAAGAAUUCAAAAAUUCUUGUGGUGUUGGAAAAGGAGUGGAGCUUAUUAUCAACAUUGCCAAUGUGAAUGACAGACCAAUGCCUCGUCCCAUCGAUCCUAGAAACCCAAAGAAACUAAGGAUUAUUGUUGAUGCACCCCCCCUGCCUCAUAAACUGGAAAACGAUUUGGCAAAUGAAGGAUUUCCGGUUGGAAAAUUCGCAGGGAAAGCUGGCACUGACGCAGACGGUGAUAGCCUCGGGAUUGCUGUGGUGAAGGGAGGAAGAUCUGAAAUCGGACAAUGGCAAUAUCGUGAUAAAAAUGACGUUUGGCAGAACAUUCAGAUGGCUGUAAAUGUUAACAAUAAAGGAACAAUUGAAGGCGACCAAGCAGAACUGCUUUUUUUGACACCUGCUCGAAAGAUAAGAUUUAAACCAGCAAAAAACAAUUCAGUUUGGCGCGAACGUGAAGCAUUGAGGACUAUGUUACGUUUUCUUUUGUGGGAUCAAUCUGACGGUUUGGAAUCUGGACUUCAUAACAUCUCUUGGAAAGGAAGCAGUUCUCUCAGUUCUCAACUCUUAACUACAUUUAUGAAGAUAAAAGGCUGUGACGGUCGUCCCGGUUCUGGUUUGACUGAGAAUGAAUGUGGUGAAUGUGGGAAGAAAACUUGUGUGAAAUGUGAUGGUCGUACCGACUCUGAUGCGGUUUGGAACGAAUGUAAAAUAUGUGUGCUUGGUAGCACAGGCAAAAAUAUAUCUGCUGGGAAAGAUUGCCGAGGAAUUUGUAAGGGAUCCUUCAUCAUGCAUAAAAAAUGCAAGAAAUGUGUAUCCAAAGGAAAGCAGGUAACUGAUUGCAGUGGAACGUGUCUUGGCACAAAGAGAAUGCAACGUUGUAAAGUAUGUUCACAUGACAAGAAGGCGGGUGAAGAUGCCUGUGGCGUGUGUGGGGGAGAUAAUUCAACAUGUGUUGGAUGUGAUAAUGUGCCUAAUAGUAAGAAAAAAUGGGAUAGAUGCAAUAAUUGCUUGGAUCCAGAAUCACCACAGUUUAACAAAGGUUGUAUUAAGUUGGGAGCAAUUUCACCAAAAUCUCAUGAAACUGGCAAAAAGAUAGUUUACAAAAUUAAAGCAAGUGGUUUCUCAGAAAGUGGCGCAACUUGUGAGCUCCGUCUUGGCGACGUCCGCGUUCCAUUACAAGUAUCGGUGAAAUCUUUGCAACUAACAGCUGAAAAAGUUGAUAAACCUGGAGUUUAUGACCUAGUAUGUACGAUCUCUGGGAAGGAAUAUGCUUUGCAGAAAGCAGUCACUGUUCUUCGUGAAAAAAUCAUUGUCUCCAGGGUUGAUCCAAGAGAAGUCGACGUUGAUAGUGAGGAAAUUAAACAAGUUACAAUAACUGGACAGGGUUUUAUGGAUUCUCAGGCACUUUCUUGUAUAUACAGCGAUGGUUCUGGCCGAAAACACGAGUCACUUCCAGCAAUAUUUGUCAGUCCUACUGAAUGCAAAUGUAAUGUUAGCAGAAAACAAAGCCGAAAAAUUAAAAUUUCUAUCACAUUUGACCGAAACGAAGGUAUUUCGAAGUCUUACGUGGAAGUUAUAGUGCAAGACGAAGCCGUAAAUAUCAUGAGGUACACACUAAACAAUCGAGCCAAGACGAUUUCUAUAAUCUUUGAAAGAGAAGUGAAAAAUAUCCGUGGAUGUGAGAAAAUCUUUAAUGAAGCUACGAUGAAAAAGCUAAAAGAUUUGGCAGGGAAGCGGAAAAUUUCUUGUAAUUUCAAGAAAGCAAACGAGCUGUAUAUUCGUAUACCUGGGGCUGCAAUUGAUGAAGACCUUCGACUCGUUUUCAAAAAUGACGUCAUCAAGGCGGGAAAGGGAUUCAGCCGACCUUCAGGGGAACUCACUGUCACUGUUAAAGCUCCACCGAAAGAGAUCCCGACUGCAGUUAUAACAGGCCCGGAAGAAGUUGGCUCAAGUCAUGGGAUUAGAAUCACUGCCAAAAACUCGAAAAACACCGGCAAACGUUAUAAUUGCAGUUGGCAGUUCAGUAUUGAAGGAGUUGAUGAUGAAAGUAGCUUGAGCAGUGAGGUUAAAGCCGACUUGCGUUCGCUCCGAGUUCUAUUUAAAGAUCGAUGUAUGUUCAAGAUUUCAAAGACCAACGUUCUUGCAGGGUAUACGUAUGUAUUGACACUUGUUGUGUCAAACGGACAAGUCUCAAGUCCUGAGGCACAACAUAGCAUACGACGUUCAAACAAGGAAAUUCCUUCUGUAAGAUUUAUCACCAAAGCCACUGUUUUUGAUAUGAGACGAGCAAAGUUUCGCAUAAAGGUUGUAGCCAAAAUACCAGAGGGUAUUAAAGAUUCAAAACUACAAUACUCUUGGAGUUGUGAUCCUAUGGUCGAAUUAUUAAUUAGUAAUAAACCGGAACUAAUACUAUUAUCCAGGGAUUUGGAUUGCGGUGUACAAUACCGAUGUUCUAUUAGCGUUUAUCCUGACAGCAAUCCGGAUUUGCAAGUUGAAUUGACCUACAACAUCACAACGAAAGCUUCAGAUUUGGUGUACACAAUAAGAGGAGGUGACCGAACUGUUCCCUCUGGUGGUGAUUUCAAACUAAAAGCCAGAAAAAUAAGUAAACCGGAAUGUGUUGGGAAAUUGAGAUACAUUUUCUCAUGUGUUGAUGACGAUGACAUGCCGUGUCUGGUGAAAACCAAGGAUGGAAAAUAUGAAUUAAUGAAUGACACUGAUCGUGAUACUCUUAACAUGAAGGCAAACCUAUUUGAAUCAAACAAAACCUACACCUUCAAGCUUGCCGUCUUCGGAGGAACUUAUAAAAGUGAGUCAUCAGUAAAAGUCACAAUUGCUCCGGGAACUCCACCCACAGUUACGAUUAAAAAACCCAAGGAUGGAAAAAAGCCUAUCGUCAUUGUUUUUAUCAAGUCGUCUUCAAAUUCACCAAUAUCGUUCAACUGUGAAGGUGUUGUUGAGUCAGGAUAUGGCUUCAUUGAUUUCCAAGACAAGAGCAAAGUUCGAGGAAAUUCACGCGGGGAGAAUAUGGUUUUUAGACGACGAAGAUUGAAAUUGGCAUUGAAAGACUUAGCACCUGGUGUGACGUAUAAAAUAAGAUGUCGCGCAUAUCACAUUGACGCCCCUGAUGAAGUUGGAGAGAGCACGUCAUUGAUUGAUACUCCCAGUCCACCUCAGGGAGGCUUACUGACAGCCGAACCUGCUGAGGGUAUUUCUUCAGAAACAUCAUUCAGUAUUGUUGCAGAAGAAUUCAUUAGCAAUUCAUCCAUUUCCUACAGUUUUUACACCGAAAACAAAAAAGGAGAACGUAUGUUGCUCGUAUCAAACACCGAAGCUUCAGUAGAGUUUCAAAUGCCACCAGGAGAAGAUAAUGAUGAUUAUGAUCUUAUUAUUGUUGUUGUUGCCUCAAACGAGUUUGGAAAAUCUGAGUCUAGAACCAAUAUUAAAAGCCGUCCUAAACAACUUAACACGAGCGAUUUCGAGAGUUUUGAGGAGACGAUGACGAACUACGAGAACGAGGGCGACAAGACAGCUCUUGUCGUGUUUGCCCUUAGUGUUGCAUCCACUGCUAAAGGUCAAGAAAAAGUUAAAGACAAAGUGAAUGAACUUCAAGAAAACACUGCGCAAGUGCUGGUCGUUCUUUUGGCUGAAAAACGCAAAGAAGGGACCGCGGAUGUAAAAGUCCUGUUUGCCCUCGCCAGAAAUACCAAACCUCAAAACGAAGACACAAAAAAAGCUUUGGCGGAUGAAGUGAGUGGUGCCGUCGAGGAGACAGUCUCUAAAACAGUGAAACGCCGAGAUGAUUUUGAGAAGACUGGUGGCAAGUCGCGACGAAGACGUGCCGUUGAAGAAGAGAGUGGUGAUGAUGACGAUGACGAUGCAGGAAUGUCCAUUGAUGAGAUCGAAGACACUUUAGCAACAUUUGAGAAUCUCAUUGAUACAUCAGUUGUAAACAACAACACUGAAAACUUUUUACAAUCAGUUGAUAGUCUCUUGAUUAACAUGUGUAAAGAUCUGCCUUUGGGAGACACGUCUGUGGCGUUGUCGAAUAUUGCCAUCCUCAAGACCGAUAUGAAUUACUUGGAUAAUGCAGACGGAACAUUCAUAAAUAUGUCGUGUACCAACUGCUCAAUGUUAAACCAAAGCGCACUUGUUAAGUUUGGCAGUGAGAUAAAACAGAUGUACAACGAAUGGAACUGUUCUGGAACGGAUGAACUCUGCAAUGGUCUGUGUGCAGCGAUGGUCCAGUACCCUCAUGAUUUCAUCACGGCUGUAAAAUCUCCUGUGCGAAUGAGUGAUGUCUUGUUUCUUGAGUUGAAGAACCCGGAGACCCAGGACUUUAUUCCAGUCAAUAUCUCGCAACCCAUUCUCUUCCAAGUACCAUUGCACGCUGGGUUUUCUGAAAGCAGCGGACACAAGUGUGUGAUCUGGAGUGAGAGCGAAGAUCAGUGGUCAACAUCAGGAUGCCAAAGAACACGAUCUUUUACUAAAGAUGGCGUUGUCUUUGUUGAAUGCAGCUGCACAAAACUUGGUUAUAUCACAAUUCAUGAGAGUGACGAACAGUUUAUUACAACCACCAAAAAACCAACUACCCAACAACCUAAUACUACCCAGGCUCCAACAUCACAGCCAACUAACGGAAAUAGAGUGACAGCCGCUAAUGAACGCCGUGUUGCCAAAGUUGAGUUCAAAUUUGACGCAGAUUACAAGGUUGUUGUUCGGGAUGAUGAGACAAAACAAAAACUAUUGAACGUCAUUGAAGAUGAACUUGCUGAUACGAUGACGGUUGAUCGCUCCAUGAUCUUAAACGUUACCAUUACUCCUGGAAGUAUCCUGGUCAAAUUUAUUCUUUUGGCCCCUGAAAAAAAUCCUGACAUUGGUAUGAAUUAUUCUUUGACCAAACUUCAAUUCGCUGUCAACGAUGGAAAAUUUACAAUUUUCUUCAACAAUCAGCAACUGACAGCCGAGAAUGGAACAAUGAAGUAUGUUCGCACGACCAUGGCUGGCGUGACCCCGGAUGAGACGAGUGCUAAGACCAAGUCUGAAGAAGUUGAAAGUAAUUUGGUUGUCAUUCUUGUUGUUGUAUUUUGUGUACUUUUGAUCGUCGUCAUUAUUGGAGUUCUCCUCUUCCGACGUCAUCUUAGUCAGCAGACGAAGGUUUCACAUGGAAAUAUCCAACAAGACGUUGCCAUGACCGCUCAGAAUGAAAACUACCAGGGAUCUGUCGACAAGACUCCUGGGAACGCUGCACCACUGGAAGCACGCCUUUCUUCAGGGUCUUCAGGACAAGCCAGUCCUCGUCAAACAGCUGAGCUGCCUCAUGUGGAUUAACUCGCUGGCCUUGUAGUCCAAUCUUUUUCAUUAUUUUGCACAGUCUUAUCGUGCGCUAUGUAACAAACUAUAUAUAUAACCAUAAACUCUUUUUUAUUGCAUAUAUCCUUUUAAACGGAUGCAUGGCCGUUGAAAGCACCCACCUUUUUUGCAGGCGAAUUUUAUCGAAACUAUUUGCAGUUGUUUUAGAUUUUUACAAUGUCUUUUUAAAUUUUUUAUCCUAGCUGACAAGUUUCUGACGCAAGAUCUUUUUCUGAUCUCUAAAAUCUGUUCUUAUCCUCGUGGCCUCAUUGGCCUUGUAACUAUUGUUCUAAAACUGAAAAAGUACUAAAGGUUUACUUAACUUUCUUAUUUGUCAAAAACGCUACAUUUUUUCAGGAAAUAAUUUCAGUUUUAUGAUUCCCAAUUUUCAUCACUAUCACGUGGAACAUUUCAGGUAUGCGCAAAUAUUAAACAAACUAAACAAAAAAACUUUAAAGAAACAAAAACUAAACAAAAAAAACAAAGUAUGCUAUAAUAUAUGAUAGAAUUACUUUGCAUUGCAUGUGUGUCUAAUAUCUUUAUUGUAUGCAACCAUUUAACAUAUUAUAUAACCAUUUAG